CGCGAGCAAACACCAACUGCGGACGCCCAUGGACGCGUCCGACGAAAUGUUCCGGCAGGAUGACGAGUUCCUCGAGUACCUCAUGUCGCUGCCCAAACCGCAGGAGGAGCAGCGACCCCUCAGCCAGGCCGCCCCCGCCGACUCCAAGACCUCCCUGGAGGCGCCCUCGAAGGUUGGAUUUGAUCACUUGGACAACUUGUGCAAGUUGAUGGAGCAACUGGGUGACCUGAAGGAACAAAACAACAAACUGCAGAGACGCGUGCAGUACCUGGAAGAUUUGCGAGCCCUGCAGGAAAUGCACAAGCAACUGUUGGCUCAAACGCAAAACUCGCAAGAAAGCCUGCUGGACAAGAAAAAAGAGGACGCAGAAACUUUGGAAACGUUUGAGGAUCUGGACCGGCAGCACUCGGAGGAAUUAGAAGACGGGACUCUCCCCACCAAAGCCAAAGUGUCAAAGUGGACGCGCGUCAAAGAAGCAUUCAGGUGGGAAAAAGCGCAAAUCGAACCUCAAGAAUCAAGAUCGCAGGACAGUGGAAUUGGCCUCUGUCCGGACAGGACGGGCCACGUGCUUCAAGCGUCAGUGGAAAGCCGUGAUAUCAGUGUUGGUGCGGAAGAAUCAGUGCUACUGUGCUCAAGUCAGUUACUCAGCUCGUCUUCGUCCUCCAAUGAGGAUCUUUUGGACAUCGAACUCAACUUCACAGCACUCAGCGAGGCGACAAACACAUUUAUAGAAAAGUCUUCGGAAUUGAGACAACCAUCAGAGCAACUCAUGUGCCGGUCGACGUCGCCGACCGACUUGGAAACGGAGCGGCGCAGCAAAUCGACAGACAGCACCCACGAGGAGUCUGGCUUGACCAAACUGGAGAAAAAAGCGGGACUGAAGACGCCGUGGAGCAAAGUGAAAAACAUCAUUCAAACGCGCCGCGGCAGUCUGAAGAGGAGGACGGUGCCCGGCUUUGCCAGACUGAGUGACGACGAGCUCGAGGACGAGCCUCUUUGGCAGAGGGAGCACCACAGGUUUCGGGCCGAGCACCAGCACAAGAAACUGCCCGUGCUCACCCUCACCAUGCCGUCCACCGAAGAGGAAAACGCCGAAAACGCUUUUGCAGCUUGCCAGCCGAGGAAAGAACCCUUCCAGAGAAAGAUUUCGGCACCAAGAAGUGGCAGUUUGGGAGUUUCGCCGCCCGUCGCAAGAAGGCCUUCGAAAUGGACCAAAGUUAAGAAGGCGUUUUUGACCUCACGGAGAUAUGACGAGGCACCUAACGCCAUUUCAAUGCCAAGCAGCCCCCAAGCUGGAGGCUUCAAGUUUUCCCAGCACGAUGACAUCAAGGUUAUUGUAAUUCCAAAUGGAGCGAGAAGAAAAAGCACCUCUGGAGACAUGGAGCGGCCAGACAGGUUAACCGAAGACGCAAAUCACUAUCACUUGUCACCGCAGUUUCGCAAAAGAUUGCUCGAGUGGCAAAUAAGAAGAGCGAUUUCAGGCAAAGCAGCACCUCAAGAGGAGGACGAUUUGCACCGAGAAUUACCCGAAGAGUUUGCCCGGAAAUUAGAGGAGUGGAAGAAAAUAAAAGAGGGGAAGCUGAGUCCAAGACUGAGCAGGAAAGACUCGGAAAAGGUCAAAGUGGGGCAAAAGGAAAAGCAGCUGCAGUGGUUGGAGAAGGAGUUGGGCAAAGUGGAGAGAGAGAAGCAGAGACUGGAGCGCGAGCGCGAGAAGUUCCUGGAACGAGAGGCGAGACUGGAGAGGAUGCGCAGGGCCAUGUACCCUGGCGAAGGUCGCGACGGCCCUGAGCAGGAGGUGCUCAUCCAGACCUCGACCGGUUUCUUCCGUUUCCACGGCAUUUCCGAGCAGUUCACCAAGAAACUGUUCGAGUGGGAGCAGCAAAGAGGAAUCGCCCCCGAAGCCUCGACCUUCGCCCUUUUGGACCCCAAAUACCACCCUGAGGGCGAGGCGGAGGGUGGAAAUCUCAUCAGGUGCAAGUCUGUGGGAAGUGUGGCCGAACAAACAACCGCCUCAAGCUUGAUAGUACAAAGUCAGCCUUCCAGUUUGUCUUUGAAUGACGUUGAGGCGCUCGAGGCGGAAUUGGAAGAAAACAGAAUGUCAUCGGAGCCAAGAUUAAGGGCGGAUAGUUUCAAUAGGGCCAGGACAGACAGCAGGUCAAAGCCACGUUCGCGGUCAAACAGCAAAUCAAGGCCGAGGCCUCCGAUUGGACGGCCACCGAUCGCCGUUCAGGACGUUCCAAGUGCUGUGAUCGUGGACGUGGAGGCCACUGUAGAGGUUACGGCCCCGUUGAGGUCCAUUCCAUGCAUUCAGCCCGAAGUGCCGCAAUGGAGCACGGCCGAGCAGGAAAAAAUGACGCUGACGCAAGAGGACAUUUGCACGAGUGAAGGCCAGAUUCACAUCAAAAGAGCAGACUCGGUACGAAGCUCGAGCAGUCACCAGUUGUUGGAGGAAAAUAUGAAGUUGCUCGCUGAACUAAAGGAGAAGGAGGCGAUAUGCAGGUACGCAACCGGCCGAGCUGUGCUGUUCAGCGGCACAGCAUGCACCAGUCAAAAGCAAUUGGAGUUGGAAAUCGAACAAAUUGAGAGGAAAAUGCACGACGUAUCUCACACGCAACAAAAACAAUUAGAAAGGCUUCGGAGAGAGGAAAGAGACACAGACGUCCGGUAUGAGGAGCCUUGCGAGGACAGGGUGCAACGGCUGAGGCGGAGCGUGGUCGAUUUGGGCGCUCGGAGGGAGAGACUGCAAAUGCAAACGCAGGCCCUUCAAGACUCGUUCGAGGAAGCGUCACAGCAACAAGCGUCGCUGGCACAAAGCCUAAUGGACCACAUGCGGCUGCUGAAACAGGGUGUUGAGGAGGAGGCGGCCGCUUGUCCACCCCAGUUUCGCCUGGACAGCGCCUACGUCGACCCUGUGGCCAAGGUGGAAGCUCUCUCGGCCCAACUCAUCAUUCAGGCUGAAAAACUGGAAAAGGCGCUGAGUUCGCGGAACCAACGCGAAGUGCCCACCAGGACAACCGACCUGCACACGUCGGCCUCGCUGGGUUGCCUAAGCCAAAGGAGCUACGAACAGACGUCGUCCCCUCGCCGCAGCAGGGUGAUUCAUCAGAAGCAAAGCUCGCAGGAACUCGCCGAACUGCCGCACUUGCUGACCAGCAAAGUUCUCGAGUUGCAGCAAGGACUGAACAAAAUUUGUGCAGCUUCGAAAGAGGCUGAAACUACAACAAGUCCUGAGCGAGAGACAAAUACAGAGGACGAAGACAGUGAAUCUCCGACAGCAACCUUUGUCGUGCGACUGAACAGGCCGCAAGCACCGCCACCUGAAGAAAUGCCCUCGUCUCCGCAGGCGUUCUGGCGGCGCGUCCAGGUGCAGAGCGAGCGUUCCAGCAGCACCAGUUCCUCAUCAAGCGAAUUCGGCAAAUCCGACGGAUCCUACUCGAACGAAGUUUUGGCCGCCCUGGAACGCAAGAGCACUUCGCAGGAGCACCCUCCGCUGGACGACCUGAGCGAAACGAAACCGCCCUCGGGUCGCCCGGACGAUUCGUCCGAGUUUGAACCUCGCACGCCUGUGAGGAACUGCAGCCUGAAGAGGAGCAAAAACUUCCGCACCGAAAGCAGAGAGACUUGGAAACAACAGCAAUUCGUCACUUCCGUUUCGCCCUCGGUGACGACGACGGAGGCGAGCAAACUGAAAACGAGGAGGGUGUCGGACACCCACGUGGCCUACCGGAGUCAAGAGGGACCGAGCGUGAUCGUUCCGACGACGAGGAAAAUCUUUUCCCCGGUCCAGAGUACGAACGACUCGAUCAUAGGGUAUGUGGUGAGCGAAAGCAGCAGUUCCUCUUCAGACCAGAGACAACAGGACGUGCCACCUUGGAGGAGAGUUCGCGACUCGCAAUCGGCCUCGCCGGCCCUGCCGCGGAAAAUGCUGUGCAGUUCUCCUGAGAGUUCUCCCCUGAGACCUCGACGCCUUUUGGGCGACGGCGCGCUGCCGCCACCCUUCCCAAGGUCGCCGACGCCCUGCAGGAAGAACGCCAACGGUGAGCCAAAGGUGACGUCUCCAAGCAUCAAACAAAUGGUGGCCAAGUACAACCAGCGCGGCAACGGCGCCGAGCCGAGGGCGUCGACCCCGGUGUGGAGGUCGCCCGUUUUGGAGCGGAGGGACGGCCAGGUCAAGGCGCAGAUGACCAAGUACCAGGACGACAUUAAAAAGGCGCUCCAGGACGGAUUCACAGGUGCUCGGUGGAGGAAGAGCGUGCAAAAGUCAGCUAGCGCCGGCGCCAUCAGAUCUCCUCAAACUCACGAACCGCAAGAACCACCACCACUGCUGAAAUCCUCAAGCGCCGGUCUGAUCAAGUGUCCCGUGGCGCUGACCGUUGAGCCUUUAGAAUCUCAACCACCAUCUACAUUGACACCCCCUCCUCCGUCCAGAAAGCACUUUGAGUUGCCCAAACUGGAAAUCAAAGUUGAAAGCGACUUGCCACCACUGAAGGAUCCUCCACCGUCGCCCCUGGACGAGUCCAUCGACCAAACUCUGAAAGAGUACCGCAAAAAACCAGCCAGUCCUCAACUGUUGGGUAAUCCAAGGGUUCACCGAGCACCCUGUUUACGCGCCUUGAAACUGAAACGAGCCAGAGAAGAGUUCCUGUCUCGCGGCCCUGGCAGCAUCAGUGCCUCUCUGGGCGAACCUGGCUGCAGGUUGAGUCAGGCGAGCGCGGGCAGUGGCUCGAGCUACGAAGAUCUGUUGCUCGGCGGCAACGAGGGCAUCACCAAGUCGGCCAGCGCCGGCAUGAUCAACGUGGAGGCGAGCACCUUCCACCGGCUGGCGGCAGCACCGUCGACCACCCUGGAGGCCAGCAAGAGCGUGUCGGACAUGAAGCCGGUGCGCAAGUCGUCCGGCUCGCUGCUCUUCGGAUUCUCCAGUUUGGCCUCGAAGUUCCGAAAGGUGCGGUUGCGCAAGAAGGAGCACCAGUGUCUCAGCACCGUGUCCCAGUUGUGCAGGCAGUCGUUGCUGGUGGACCUGAACGUGGACAAAAGGACCCUGCCGUCCACCAGCACCAGAGACUCGUCGCCGUCCAACCUGACCAACUCGGAAAGCAAGAGUUGUCCGAAUUCACCAGAAUGGAUGAGGAAGAACUUGAAACGAUGAAUUUAACGCAAACGAACUGACCAGAUUUUAACAAAGGAUUAAAUUAAAUUGUGUAAAAACUUUAAUAAAAAUAAGCCAA
This is a messenger RNA of Neocloeon triangulifer, 5225 nucleotides long. RefSeq lists its product as uncharacterized. The transcript is spliced from 18 exons. Bases 29 to 5146 code for a protein of 1705 amino acids. NCBI's taxonomy places the organism in Eukaryota, Metazoa, Arthropoda, Insecta, Ephemeroptera, Baetidae. The record is from RefSeq and is a predicted model, not a curated record.